Trifolium pratense (red clover) is the source of this 1331-nucleotide messenger RNA. Its product is annotated as GDSL esterase/lipase At2g42990-like. Lineage: Eukaryota; Viridiplantae; Streptophyta; Magnoliopsida; Fabales; Fabaceae. The coding region runs from base 128 to 1183 and encodes 351 amino acids. Gene Ontology annotation, molecular function: hydrolase activity, acting on ester bonds. The record is from RefSeq and is a predicted model, not a curated record. The transcript is spliced from 3 exons.
GGCAUAUAUACUAAAACUGUUCUGUCCCAUAAAUAAGAGUACUACACUACUAGUUUCUCUUACAAACUCUCUUUAUCAUUCCCUGGCAACAUCACAGCACCAUCAAUUUAGUAAGACCAGGUGAAAAAUGAUGAAACUGUACAUUUUAUGGCUCUUUUCUAUUCAAUUUUUGUUGCAUGCAUCAAUAUCAAACAGUGGAAAAGUUCCAGCUAUAAUUGUUUUUGGAGAUUCUUCUGUUGAUUCAGGUAACAACAAUUUCAUUCCAACAAUAGCAAGGAGUAAUUUUCCACCAUAUGGUAAAGAUUUUCCAAAUGGAAAUCCAACUGGUAGAUUUUCAAAUGGCAGAAUUGCCCCUGAUUUCAUCUCUGAAGCAUUUGGACUUAAACCAACUAUUCCAGCUUAUUUAGAUCCUUCUUAUAGUAUAUCUGAUUUUGCUACUGGUGUUUGUUUUGCUUCUGCUGGUACUGGAUUUGAUAACGCUACUGCAAGUGUUGCUGAUGUCAUACCUUUAUGGAAAGAAGUUGAGUUCUAUAAAGACUAUCAAAUGAAAUUGAGAGCAAAUUUUGGUGAUAAGAAAGCUAAUGAAAUAAUUAAAGAGUCAUUAUAUUUGGUUAGCAUAGGAACAAAUGAUUUUCUUGAGAACUAUUACACACUUCCUCAAACAAGGAUGAAAUAUAAAACUGUUCAAGAAUAUGAGGAUUUUUUAAUUGCACUUGCUAAUAAUUUCCUUAGGGAAAUUUAUGACCUUGGAGCAAGGAAAAUUUCUCUGACAGGGUUACCUCCUAUGGGGUGUCUGCCACUUGAAAGGGCCAUAAAUAUUAUGGACCUCCAUAGUUGUGUGGAUUAUUAUAAUGACGUGGCUUUAGAAUUUAAUGCAAAAUUGGGAUGGUUAGUCACAAAGUUGAACAAGGAGCUCCAUGGAUUUCAAUUGGUAGAUGCAAAUGCAUAUAAUAUGUUGCUGCAAAUUGUUAAACAUCCUUCUCAAUUUGGUUUUGAAGAUGCAACAGUGGGGUGCUGUGGAACAGGUAGAUUUGAGAUGGGUAUUUUUUGUGAUCCAAAAAGCCCAUUUUCAUGCAAAAAUGCAAAUAAGUAUGUAUUUUGGGAUGCUUUUCACCCCUCAGAAAGAACAAGUCAGCUAGUAUCAAAUUAUUUAAUGCAAAAAUAUCUUGCCAAGUUUCUCUAAUUCAAUAGACACAGGAGCAACAUGUCCUUCCAAAAGAACCCUUUCGUGAAUGUAAUUAUGUAACCAUGCAUGCAUACAUUUUUUUUUACGGAAUAAAUGUAUUUAUAUAUUUAAUUAAAUAUGCACGUAUUAUUUAUUUUUAAGCUUA